Molecule: messenger RNA, 2618 nt
Organism: Odobenus rosmarus divergens (Pacific walrus)
Lineage: Eukaryota; Metazoa; Chordata; Mammalia; Carnivora; Odobenidae
Gene: SELP
Product: selectin P (granule membrane protein 140kDa, antigen CD62)
Exons: 16
Coding region: 33-2618 (861 amino acids)
Biological process (GO): response to cytokine; leukocyte tethering or rolling; heterophilic cell-cell adhesion
Cellular component (GO): membrane; external side of plasma membrane
Molecular function (GO): sialic acid binding; oligosaccharide binding
Source: RefSeq, a predicted model, not a curated record
GAGACUUGUGUGUGAUAUCUUCUGAAAGCUGUAUGGGGAGGGUUGACAUCUUUGUUCAUGACUGUGUCAGCCAACAGGGGAGGGUCAGACACUUCAGGAGAGUAAGUCACAAGGGAUCCCUUUAUCUGGCCAGGUGCCUAAAAGCCAUCUGGAACUGGAGAUUUCAGAGAGUGAUCUUCAGAACUGUCCAACUCCUUUGCUUCAGUGCCCUGAUCUUUGAAUUAAUAAAGCAGAAAGAAGUGGCAGCAUGGACCUAUAAUUACAGCAUGAAAGCAUAUUCAUGGAACUAUUCCCGGGUAUUCUGCCAGAAGCACUACACGGAUUUAGUGGCCAUCCAGAAUAAAAAAGAAAUUGCUUACCUCAAUGAUGUCAUACCUUACUACAGCUCUUACUACUGGAUUGGGAUCCGGAAGAUCAAUGAUAAAUGGACCUGGGUGGGAACCAAAAAGCCUCUCACCGAAGAGGCUGAGAACUGGGCUGACAAUGAGCCCAACAACAAGAAGAACAACCAGGACUGUGUGGAGAUCUACAUCAAGAGUGUGUCAGCCCCUGGCAAGUGGAAUGAUGAGCCCUGCGGGAAAAGGAAGCGGGCACUAUGCUACACAGCCUCCUGCCAGGACACGUCCUGUAGCAAGCAAGGAGAGUGCAUUGAGACCAUCGGGAACCACACCUGCUCCUGCUUCCCUGGAUUCUAUGGACCAGAAUGUGAAUAUGUCAGAGAGUGUGGGGGUUUUGAUCUCCCUCAGCAUAUACUCAUGAACUGCAGCCACCCUCUGGGAAACUUCUCUUUCAAUUCAGAGUGCAGUUUCCACUGCUCUGAAGGGUACAAAUUGAAUGGACCCAGCAAGCUGGAAUGCUUGGCUUCUGGAACCUGGACGAAUGAGCCACCACAAUGUAUAGCCGUCCAGUGCCCACCCCUGAGGACUCCUGAGCGAGGAAGCAUGACGUGUCUGCACUCUGCCAAAGCAUUCCAGUACGGGUCCAGCUGCCGCUUUAGCUGUGAAGAGGGAUUUGCAUUAGUUGGGUCAGAGGUGGUAGAGUGCACGGCCUCGGGGUUGUGGACAGCCGCAGCCCCAGUGUGUGAAGCUGUGCAGUGUCCGCUCCUGGAAGCCCCUGGCAAGGGAUCCAUGGACUGUGUUCAUCCUCUCGCUGCGUUUGCUUAUGGCUCCAGCUGCAAAUUUGAAUGCGAACCUGGCUAUCAAGUGAGGGGCUGGGCCUCAAUCCGCUGCACUGGCUCUGGCCAAUGGACCGCACCCUCACCAGCCUGUGAGGCCAUUGCCUGUGGGCCACUGGAGAGUCCUGUUCAUGGAAGCGUGGAUUGUUCCCCAUCCUCGAGAGCAUUUCAGGACAACACCAGCUGUAGCUUCCGUUGUGCUGAGGGUUUCAGGCUGGAAGGAGCUGACCUAGUCCAGUGUACUGACUUGGGACAGUGGACAGCGCCAGCCCCGGUGUGUCAAGCUCUGCAGUGCCAUAAUCUUCCGGCUCCAAACAAGGCCCAGGUGAACUGCUCCCACCCAUUUGGUGCCUUUAGGUACCAAUCAACCUGCAGCUUCACCUGCAAUGAAGGCUUACACCUGGUGGGAGCAAGCAUGCUGCAAUGCUUGGGUACCGGCAACUGGAGCGCUCCUCCUCCGGAGUGCCAAGCCAUUGCCUGCACACCUCUGCUAAGCCCUCGGAAUGGAACAAUGACCUGUGUCCAGCAUCUUGGAAAUUCCGGUUAUAGGUCCACAUGCCGAUUCACCUGUGAUGAAGGAUUAUCUUUAUCUGGACCACAAAUAUUGGAUUGUACUCCAUCUGGACAUUGGACAGGUUCCCCACCAAUAUGUGAAGCCAUCCAGUGCCCAGAAUUAUUUGCUCCAGAGUGGGGAAGCCUGGCUUGUUCUGACACUCAUAAGGAAUUCAGGGUUGGCUCCACCUGUCAUUUCUCCUGUAACAAGGGCUUUAAGCUGGAGGGACCCAAUAAUGUUGAAUGCACAGCUUCUGGAAAAUGGACAGCACCUCCACCAACCUGUGAAGGCAUAGUAUCAGCUCAUACUUCAGAGGUUCGAUGCCCAGCCCUCAUCACUCCAGAGCAAGGAACAGUGUCCUGUAGGCAUCAUCUGGGAACCUUUGGUUUGAAUACCACUUGUUACUUUGGAUGCAAAGCUGGAUUCACACUCAUGGGAGACAGUGCUCUCAGAUGCAGACCUUCAGGACAAUGGACAGCAGGAAUUCCGGCAUGCAGAGCGGUCAAAUGCUCUGAGCUGCAUGUUAUUGAGCCAGGUAUGAUGAACUGCUCCAACCCCUGGGGAAAUUUCAGCUAUGGAUCAACCUGUAGCUUCCAUUGUCCAGAGGGCCAGUUACUUAAUGGUUCAGCAAGAACAGCAUGCCAAGAGAAUGGCCAGUGGUCAACUCCCAUGCCAGCCUGCCAAGCAGGGCCGUUGACAAUCCAGCAAGCCCUGACUUACUUUGGUGGAGCAGUGGCUUCUACAAUAGGUUUGGUGACGUGUGGGACAUUGCUGGCUCUGCUAAGAAAGCGCUUCAGACAAAAAGGUAAUGGGGAAAGCCCCUUGAACCCUCAAAGCCACCUAGGAACAUACGGAGUUUUUACAAAUGCUGCAUUUGACCCGAGCCCUUAA